Messenger RNA from Mercenaria mercenaria, 2737 nucleotides. RefSeq names its product sodium-dependent multivitamin transporter-like. Bases 209 to 2080 code for a protein of 623 amino acids. Gene Ontology annotation, molecular function: symporter activity. Gene Ontology annotation, biological process: sodium ion transport; transmembrane transport. The record is from RefSeq and is a predicted model, not a curated record. Gene Ontology annotation, cellular component: membrane. NCBI's taxonomy places the organism in Eukaryota, Metazoa, Mollusca, Bivalvia, Venerida, Veneridae. The transcript is spliced from 17 exons.
UUGUAUUCAUAUUUAUUAAAACAUUUGCUAGCAUUAAGGAAAUUAAGUUUAGCAGUUCGAAAUAUAAGGAUUAUGAAUUUCUUUAUACUUACUCUAAAUGUGCAAGAGAUUUGGACCUGAUUUAUGAAAUAAGUUCAGAAAGGUCAUUACGAUCUGGAAUAAAUGGUUGUUCUGUUUUAAAUUGAUACUGUUUAUUGUAUAUAAGACAAUGACGAAUGAAAAGCUGCCGUUACAUGUUGUUGACUAUGUAAUAUUUGUCAUAACUAUUUUGAUUUCACUGGGCAUUGGCGUGUACCAUGCAAUUACCGGCGGAAAGCAGCGGACAACGUCGGAAUUUUUCGUCGGAGAUCGAAAAAUGUCCGUCUUGCCAGUAGCAUUAUCAAUGAUGGUAACGUUUGAAUCUUCGAUUUUAAUGAUCGGAACACCUGCUGAAGUUUAUGUAUAUGGGAUACAAAUUAUAAUCGAAACGUUUGGAUGGUUCGUUUCAUAUAUCUUAACAUUGGGUAUGGUUGUUGCCUUGAUACAUCCGCUCAAGUUGACAAGCGCAUACGAGUAUUUGGAGAGAAGAUUCAGAUCCAAAGCUGUCAGAGUUUUAGGAACUGUACUUGGUAUUCUGUAUUAUAUAGCCUACCUUGGCAUCGUUCUAUUUGGACCAGCUAUAGCUCUAGAGGCCGUUUCUGGGGUACCGUUAUGGUUGUCCAUUAUAGCAGUGGCCGGAACUGCCAUGAUAUAUACAACCAUUGGGGGUUUCAAAGCCGUUGUUUGGGCGGACGUCUUUCAAACUAUGAUAAUGUUUGUUGGGGUAGCUGCAAUUCUAGUAAAGGGUACAAUGAAGAUAGGAGGAAUCGGAAAAACAUGGUCAAUAGCGGAGGAAAAGGGGAGAUUAAAUUUCUUUGAUUUCAGGUCAGAUCCGACACUCCGUCAUACAUUCUGGUGUUUGUCUAUUAAUGGUUUCUUCCGAAGUUUUGGACUGCUUGUCAACCAAUCCUCUGUUCAAAGAAUAAGCUCCAUGCCAACACAGGAUGCUGCAAGAAAAGUGUUAAUAAUAACGGCUCCUGCUUUUCUGAUCACAUUGUGCCUGGCUUGUGUGGAAGGAAUUGUCGCCUACGCUUACUUUGACGUUACUAAGUGUGAUCCUUUGGACUCAGGUGAAAUUAGAGAUCCCAAUCAGGUCAUUCCAUAUAUGGUAACUGACAUGUUUCAGGAGCAAGUUGGAAUGUCUGGACUCUUCUUAGCUUCUUUAUUUAGCGCUUCGUUAAGCACGCUUUCUUCGGGACUGAGUAGUUUAUCUGUACUUCUCUGGGAAGACCUGAUAAAACCCUUCACACAGCCAAUGUCAGACUUCAAGGCAACGCUUAUAGCAAAGGCUGCAGUUAUUUGUUUUGGUAUUGUGGCCGUCGUCAUUGCGUUCCUGACAUCUCUAAUUGGCGGCACCUUGGUACAGAUAGCUGUAAGUAUAUUAGCAUCUUUCCAUGGACCGCUAGCUGGAAUGUUUAUGUUUGGUGCUUUCUGUCCUUGGGCCUCCUCCAAGGGAGUAUUUGGAGGCACUGUUAUUGGUGUCGUACUGACACUGUGGAUCUGCAUUGGUCAAAUGACUACGGAAGGAUCUGUUAAAAGUUCUGAAUUACCCCCAGCGCCAACUGACCACUGUACAAACAUGAAUUCAAGUAUACUUAGUUUGAAUUAUACUCAUUCAACAAUGAAUGCUCUGAGUAUUAACACAAUUGAAAAUGUUACAGGAUAUUCAAGUUCAAUAUCAACAACGGUUUCUUCGCCGGAUAUAUCUGGAAUAGAACUAAUGUAUACAAUGUCAUAUCAGUGGUUCAGCUUAGUGGGAAUAUCUUGUGUCUUCAUAUUUGGAUCUAUAAUUUCCUUCUGCACAGGUGCCAACAGACCUAGAACAAACGACUAUAAGUAUUUCAUACCUGUGUUUGACCAUCUGUUCUGGUAUCUGCCGCAAACGUGGUUGAAAAUACUAAGAUGUGGAGUGAAAUACCAACAUGACAAGAGAAUUAACGAUGGUAACAAAGAAAAGGAAAUGGCAUUGAUGAGAGAUACAAUGAAUUCUGUGCAACUUUAAUGUUCAUUUAGUAGUUUUAUUAUCUGUUUGGAACAAUCUUUUUUAGCCAGUCUAUAAAAUGUCUUAUCUUUCUUAUAAUAUUUACAUAUCAAGGACAGUAUGAAUCUACAGAUGCAAUGUUAGAUUAUUUUAAUAUAUUUAGAUGAUAGUGUAAAUAAUUUUUAAACAUGUUAAUGUUCAUGUUAGUGUCAACACUAGUUCAUUUGUUUCAUCCAAUAUUUCUAACACAAAUCUUUUUAGAACGCAACUCAGCAAAAAAACAGUAUAUUUGGUAUGAAUCGGCCUGUUUAUGACAGUAAUGAAAUGUAUAACAGCCCUUGCACCCCUUACACCGGUUUAAACGGAAAUCUAUCUUACAGGUUCACUAAUUGGACUCAAUGAUCCUAAAGGUAUAACAACACUGAUAUCACAUUGUGAAGGACGUCAAACAUUUUUCAGAAAGACACACAGCUCAUCCGCAGCAUAAUCUGAUAGUCUAAUAUCUGUAUUCUCAAUGUCAUGCUAUAAAUACAAUAAUUUCUAUUGCUGUCAGUUUUCCAAGGUGAGUUAUAAGCCCGUAUAAAAAUAAUGAUAAUUCCGUAUGGAUAGCCACGAUCCAAGAAAGAAGUCUCCCCGAAAUAAAACCCCUACAUAUAAGUGUAUAUAAGAAUGUGUAAA